GCAUCACAUUUCUGCUCACAGUCGCACUCGCAAAUGACUCCGGGGGACCCCAUCUUGUGAACUCACAUCAAAAGAAAACCUCAGAAAUAUUUUUUCCCUACGAACGCAAAAAUGUUGCAAUUCAGAAGAACUUUUGAGAGCGAAAAGCAUCAACUGCAGGAGCUCAACGACAGGCUUGCCCAGUACCUAUCAAGAACCAAGCAGCUGGAGCAGGAAAACUCAUGUCUAAUUGCCGAAAUCAAUCAAAUCAGGCAAGCGAAGACGUCGGAGUGGGAACAGAAAUACAAAGCUGAGAUGCGGGAUCUGAGGAGAAUGGUGGGACAGCUGUCGUUUGAGAAGUCCCAGGCUGAGAUGGAGAGGGAGAAGCUAUGGCGAGAGUUACAGAUGGUUCAGUCUCUGUUCAGCCAGGAGACUGAGGUGUGCAGAGACAUCGGAGGCGAGCUCAAAGGCUGUGAGAUAGAGCUCCAACACGCCCAUAAAACCAACACUGAACUCGAGCAGCUUUUACUGAAACUAGACAAUGAGUAUAAAUGCUUAGAGGAAGCCCACAGGCACGAAAUUGCCAAUCUCCGACGUCAGGUCGACUCUCGGGUGGUACCCAUCAUCACGCAAACUUACCACGGGCCUCCGGCGGUCUCCCUGGAGGAGGUCCAGCAGUAUGCACGCGGUCUGUCCGAGGGAUGGAUUGAAACCUUUGAAAUGUAUCAGCAAAAGGUUGAAGAGAUGGAGCAGUCGAUUAAAGCGGACCAGGCAAGACUGAACGACCUGCAGAGGGAAAAGGUGCAGUACGCCGCAGAAAUCGACAGGCUGCGCGCCGAGGGGGAGAAGCAAGGCCAGAUUCAAAUGCAUCUUGAAGAGCAAUUAAUGCAUAUGCAGGAAAAAUUCCGUGCGGAUUUCACAGAGUAUCAGAUGAUUAUUGAGCAGCUGCAGCAUGAGCGGAAUAUGCUGACUGACAGCAUGGCAGAGAAGCUGCGGGAGCAUCAGCACCUCCUUCAAGUCAAGAUGGAUCUGGGCAUGGAAGUGGCUGCCUACAGGGCCCUCCUGGAAGGCGAGAGAGUAGAUCACCAAGGAUCACACAGGAGGAUAAAUCAACACCAAAGAGAAAGAAUAAUAGAUAUCAAGAUGCCUUCCCAACCUUACACUCCAAGAGUUUCCACCUCCACCAGACAACACCUGGAUGUCAGGUACACAGAGCAGACUUCAAACCUGAGAAGAUCUCCUGUGCCUCACUCUGGGUCCAUUAGUCCGUCUAGAGUCGUUCCUAUUUCAGUUACAGGCAGGGCUCAGCAUCAGAGUCCUGCAUCCAGGAGAGACAUGAUCUCCUUCACAAAAGCUCGGGCUGAAGCCUCUGCAUCUGCCACCACCAAAGAAAAACAAGAGCAAAGUAGCCAAAAUUUGCAGAAAAAAUCAGCAGAAGAAAAAACUGUGACAACCAGACAGGUGUCACCUCCUGAGAGGGAAUACAGCUCCUUCAACUCCACAGCUUACCCCAAACCAGUGAGGGUGGUGUCACCACCAAUGAUGACCCUGGGCAGUAGCACAGAGGUGGAGAACAAAAGGAAAGUGAGUGAUGAAAAGGAGCAGACCUUUAAAGAGAGUGAUUUCAAAGGUAAAGACAAAAUAGAGUCUAAAACAAGCCCAAGUGAGAAAAACAUAUUAGAGUCUACAGCUGUGGAGGAGAUCAUCGAGAGAGUGUUAAAACCAGCAGGUUUAGAUGCCAAACUGAGCUCACCUGGAGACUCGAAGGUCACAUACCAUGUGGAGAAAACCAAGCACGAGGAUGGCACAACUAAGACACAGAUUGUGUUGGAGUCCAAGGUGGAGGAGGAGCUGGAUGUCUCUGAGGACACUGCCCUGGAGGAGCUCCUCAGCAAGGGGGUGAAAACAGUAUCACUGGAGGCCAUCAAAGACACAGCAACAGGAGGUAUGAUCCAGAAUUUGCUAAGUGGCCUGCAUGGAGCAGAUAUCUUGGAAAGCAAGUCAGUCAAUGUAGAAAUCAUUGAGGAACCUGUGGAGUCUCACAGUGAUGAGGAGUACGAGAUUGAGCACCAGUCCAUGUCGAGUUUUUCUCAGCCCUCCUCAACAUAUUUCCAAAUUGAAGAGCUUGAGAAUGUCUCUCAGGACCCUAAAGAGCAAAGAAGUGCUGAUGAUGAUGCCUUGAAAACCUUCAUGGCAGACACAGGUUAUGGCAAAGGUGGAUCUGUUAAAGUUCAAGAGGUUUCUAGAGAAAGCGAAUCACCAUACUUCUCCCAUGACCAGGAACCUCAUGAGUAUUUUGUCUCUACACCAGAUGAAAAUCUGUCUGAACCCGAAGAAGGUGGUGGCAUAACCUCAUAUGGCCAUUAUGGUGUAGUAGAUGACCUAUCAGAUGAGAGAUAUUACCAAGACGAAGGUCCUCCACUGAAUAGAAUGACUGCUGAGGAAAGUGACGAAUAUAAGUUCAUGUCAAGUGAUCACUCAUUUGUAAAAGAGAGUUUCCCAGAGUGCAUAAUUGAAGAGGAGAUUCAUGUCUCCCCUACAGUCCAGGAGUCAGUGCUUGAAUUCCUUAAAGAGGACUCUUUGGAUGCCAAAGAUCAGCUAAAGGGAACUCUAGAGAAGAUACAGGACUCAGUGUCAGGUCCACUGAAAGAUGAAUUGGCUUUCUUCACAAGAGCAAGUUGUGAAAGUCCUGAAAAGUUGACUGUCGAUAUCAAAAAAGCGCAGCAGUCAAGCAACAAUGGAACCAUGACAAUUGUUGCAGAGCUGAAUGUCUCUCAGUCUCUGGAAGAUUCUGGGCUGCUGGAGGCAGAAGGGGAUGAUCUAUCUGAGGAGCAGAUCAUGGCAGCUCUUCAGGCUUCUAAUCCAGGGCUUGAGAAAGCCCUACGGGAGGGAGCAGGGGGAGGGUAUAGUGUGAGGGUCUCUAGAGAUCAGGAUGUUACACAUGGUGAAUGGGCAGAAGGCUUCACCACAAGAGAGUCUGUGACUGACAUCACUGAGAGUCAUAUCAAGUCCACCUUUCAAAUGGAUGUAAACAACAGCCAAGCUCAGGCCAGCUCAGAGCAAGAACUGCAAACCCAGAUUUUGGAUACUCCACUGAAAGUUUCUCAUGAGAAGAGAGUUGCAACAGUUUUCCUGGAAAGCCCCACAGAUGACUGAUAAAGAGUCAAGUCAAUAAUGUUACUUGCCAAUUUGACACUUGCUGAACAGGACAUCCACAGGGUGUUGUCAUGCAGCAGUCCAAACACUUAACAUUACAUCGGCCUCAGCCUAUCUAAUUAUGCUGUAAUUCUUACAGUAACAAUAUACUAGAUAGUAAUGCAUUGGCUUAGGUGUGUUACUGUAGCUGUGUUUCUUAUGGAUUUGGCUAUACCCAGUUCAUCUUCAGUGCUACUCCUAUCAUUGCAAAUAAAUUGAGUUGUUAUAUUGCAUUGGUGAAUACUCACUUUAGGGUUUUAAUUGCAGCAUUACUACACAGCCAUAAAAUACUUCAUGGUACCAUACCAUACCAUGUAGAUUAGCUUCAGUUAGGGCAGCAAUGUCUAAAUAUAGUAGCAACCUUUUAUUGCAGUAUUUUGAUGGAAUAUUUUGUUGGCAUUAGUUGACUCUUCAUAGUUUUCAGAUUAUCUUUAAACAGAUUUCUUUAAUAUUCUCUUUAGAUUUCUCUAUUUUUGUACUAACCUGGGCUACACAGAUGAAAUCUUUCUUUUUGAUAGCAACACUGCAACCAUACUGUAUGUAAUGAUGUUAGCAUAUAUACAUAUAUAUAUAUAUAUAUAUAUCCUGGAAGAGAGUGGUUUAUGUCAAGUAGUAGUAACUGACUUGUAGAGAACAUAGUGAAGCUUAGCUGUGGAUGAGAAAAGGUAUAUGCAAGUUUCUUAGAAACGUGGGGGGAAAAUUUGAUUUGAAGAGGUCCCUAGACUUUUUGACAUUUAACUAGAGCUACUGUGCAAGUACAGCCAAGUUGCAUCUUCAAAGAGAUAAAGAUGAAAACUUGGAAAUAUGUUUAAAAAAAAAAAAAAAAAAAAGAACGGAGACCUGUACUUUAUUGUUGUAGUCACCGAAUAGCAAUUUGUUUUUACCUUUGAAAGGUUUAGGGAGCUUGAUGGAAUCCCCCUUCCUGAAUUCCAAAGAGGAUGAAAGCCCGCAAGUGGUAGAGGAUGAAAUAAAGAAGAUGGAAAACAAUGAAUUUAAAGGGAUGCAGCCUUAGUGUUGUCAGGGAAAAUAAAUAAAAUCACAGAUUUUCACAAUAUAUCUGGUUUGAACACCUUUUGCCUGCCUUGUACACAUACUGUAGCUUGAUCAGUGUUGGCCUGCAGGAUUCACCUUUGCUCUGAGAUGAGAGUGUGUUGAUGACCUGUGGCUAUUUUUGGAUCAUCAGCUUAGUCGAGUGUUCACAUGGGUGUGUUGUGUACUAGCUGUAGAUACAAGAAGUGGUCCAAUAGGGUUGCAGCUUGUUGCGCAUUUUGUGCUUUUUCCUAAGCUGCUGUGGAUCUCUCACUUGGUAAACCCUGAGGAGUGUCUUCACAGAUCAGCUUAUUGGCACUGUCUGUCAUGCUAAAGAAUAGUGUAGCAAGGCAGCAUUGAGUGUGGAUUUCAUUCUUUGAAACCGAAAACACAUUUUUCACUUUGUGAGAUGGAAAAAAAAAAAAAAGAUUUAUUGCAUAUUGGUGCCAAGAUACAGUACAUUUGCAUAUUAUAUUUGCUGUUACACAACUUGCAAUAUUAUUUGAGAUAUGACUCUGGAAUCCCUUUUGUUUUAUCAGUGCACUUAAAGAGUGACGUAAUAAAGCAAUCAUUUGUUAGAUUAGUUUUUACAUAAUCAUUUGGACCAUGUGUGCCAUUUCAUAGUGUAAACUAGCGUGCAUCCAUAUGCACAAAAUACAUACAUACAUAUAUACAGUAACUAGCAUGUUUCCAACUUGGCACCACAAUAUCAUCAGUUUUCUUGAAAUUCUAAUUUCUAUUGAAAAAAUGAUAAUUUUUGUUUUGAUUAAUAUAGAUUGCAGCCUUAAAUUGGACACUGACUCAUAUAUUAAGAACAAUUAAAUACCACUGUGACUGAAA
Myripristis murdjan (pinecone soldierfish) is the source of this 5043-nucleotide messenger RNA. It is a transcript of the gene synm, whose product is annotated as synemin, intermediate filament protein. Gene Ontology annotation, molecular function: vinculin binding; structural constituent of muscle; structural constituent of cytoskeleton. Lineage: Eukaryota; Metazoa; Chordata; Actinopteri; Holocentriformes; Holocentridae. Gene Ontology annotation, biological process: fast-twitch skeletal muscle fiber contraction; intermediate filament cytoskeleton organization. The transcript has 4 exons. Gene Ontology annotation, cellular component: costamere; intermediate filament; sarcolemma. The coding region runs from base 112 to 3135 and encodes 1007 amino acids. The record is from RefSeq and is a predicted model, not a curated record.